GAACUCGUCUCCUGUCUUGUUGUUACAAAAAAAAAAAGCUCGUCUCGGUCUCCUCCUAUAUGUCUCUCACUCUCUAUCCAAAGAAUAAAUAAAAAAAAAGAAACAAAAUCCGGAAAACCGACGUAGAAUCGUCAUCUCGUCGUCGUCUUCUUUUGCAUCUCGUCGGAAUCAAUUCGAUUCGGAAUAUCCUUUGUAUAAUCUUCACCGAUUAAUCAAUUUUCCCCUUGGAAUUAAUUGCUCUGAUCUCUUUCUGGAUUCUCUUCGGUUUUUAAUUCGUUGAAAAGUGGGAAUCUUUAGUUUUCGAUAGAGAGAAUAUGGAUUCAGAUUCGUGGACUGAUCGUCUUGCAUCGGCUUCAAGAAGAUACCAGCUCGAUUUCUUGUCCCGAUCUGAUAAUUUCUUGGGGUUUGAGGAGAUAGAGGGAGAAGAUGAUUUCAGGGAGGAGUAUGCUUGUCCCUUCUGCUCUGACUACUUUGAUAUCGUCUCCCUCUGCUGCCACAUCGACGAAGAUCAUCCUAUGAACACUAUUAACGGGGUAUGCCCCGUUUGUGCGGUGAAAGUGAGCUCUGAUAUGGUUGCUCAUAUAACACUUCAGCAUGCAAACAUGUUCAAGAUGACUACGCGGAAAAGGAAAGCAAGAAGAGGAGGUGGAGGUGGGGCUCAGUCCAUGCUAUCAAUCUUGAAGAGGGAGUUUCCUGAUGGAAACUUUCAGAGCUUGUUUGAAGGAUCCUCGCGUGUUGCUGUGCCUCCUCCUUCGUCGUCUUCCACUAUAGCUGCUGACCCUUUGCUCUCUUCCUUUAUUACGCCAAUGGCAGAUGAACUUUUUGUUUCAGAUUCAGCCAAGAAGGCAUUGAAUCAGAGUUUGCCUCAACGGAAUGUUGAAAAGAAGUCGCUUUCAGCAGAGGAUCACAGAGAAAAGUUGAAACAGAGCGAGUUCGUUCAAGGGAUCUUCAGCUCUAUGAUUCUUAAUGAUUGUUUAUAAAAGGAGAAAAGAUAAACUUAUCUACGGUUUGUUAGAUCGAUCAUUCAGCGAUUGGAAACAAAAAAGAGUGUAACAGAGUUGUUUAUGUGAUCUGGGGGAAGGGUUCAGGGAUAACCAGAAUAAUGUUAGUGAACUUUGUAAGAGUCAAGAGAGACAUGAAUAAUGAAGUAUUAUUUAUCUUAUUCAACACUUACUUUCUCUAGUGAGAGCACUCGAUUUGUCUGUAAGAAAAACAUCAUCAUAAGAAAUGUAUGUAAUUCGUUUACAUA
Messenger RNA from Raphanus sativus (radish), 1249 nucleotides. Its product is annotated as protein DEHYDRATION-INDUCED 19 homolog 6. The record is from RefSeq and is a predicted model, not a curated record. The transcript has 5 exons. NCBI's taxonomy places the organism in Eukaryota, Viridiplantae, Streptophyta, Magnoliopsida, Brassicales, Brassicaceae. The coding region runs from base 315 to 980 and encodes 221 amino acids.